AUGGCUACAAAACAUAUAUUUGGAAACGAGCUUAUUCCAUAUGGACAGGCACUGUUUGAAGAGCUUGAACCGGAAACUCAGGACAGAGUCAUGCAAACAAUACGCGAAGACUCAAAUACAAACUAUGACAAACUCUUUCUAGGAUAUAGGUUACCUGAGAUGGGCGACCAGAGCCCAAAGGCAAAAAGGACAUGGGAAAUUUACAACAUACUAGGUGAACAUGAGGCAAAGAUGCAACAACUUGAAGCAGAGGGCAAGUUACCAAAAGCGACACCAAAGAAGAAGAGAAGAGUAGAACAAAGUGAAAGUAGUGAAGAAGUAACUUCAUCUAGUGAAAGUAGUGGCAAUGAAGGAAAAAGAAGAGUUAAAAACUCAGUCAGGAAGAAAGUAAAGCUUGGUCCACGUGGGUUCUAUUAUGACACAUAA
This is a messenger RNA of Trichomonas vaginalis G3, 426 nucleotides long. RefSeq names its product protein of unknown function, DUF4106 family. NCBI's taxonomy places the organism in Eukaryota, Parabasalia, Trichomonadida, Trichomonadidae. Bases 1 to 426 code for a protein of 141 amino acids. The transcript has a single exon. The record is from RefSeq and is a predicted model, not a curated record.